Molecule: messenger RNA, 10169 nt
Organism: Coregonus sp. 'balchen'
Lineage: Eukaryota; Metazoa; Chordata; Actinopteri; Salmoniformes; Salmonidae
Source: the annotation of a GenBank genome assembly
AUGGGCAGUUACAUCACCACUAUGGAGUUGGACAGCAGAGGGCGGUAUGAUGUCAAGAGUGAGGUGACCCUGAGGCUGAACAGCCCUCUGACUGUUACAGCCGAUCUGAGACUGAGGGUUCUGGACCAGAGUUUCACCAAGUCUCUCACACUCCACCCACCACCAGGUAAAAGAUCAGGGUUCCAGUGUUUGUUCGUUGACUCAAUGUUCUUUUCAGAUACUUUUUUAAAAUCGGGUUUAAUAUUUUUUUGUUGGGUAUUUUGGAUUAUUGAUCAUACAUGUGUUCUUAUUCUCAUUAUUCUGGUGUAGUUUGUACCUAGUCCAUUGGGAUGUGAUGAAUGAUGAUACCAUACUUGCACAAUGGCCUUUCACCAUGGGCUUCCUGGAGCAAGCUGUGAGUGUUGUUCACAAUACUCUACUACAGUUCAUGAUAAAGUACUAGUCAGAUAUAGAGGGAAUUGUUGCUUAUUUCAGUGACUGAGGUUGAGUGCUCCUUUCUUCUCCUCUCUUCCACAGUGUGCUGUGUGACACCUGCUGAGCAGAGGAGCAGAUUGUUGACGUAUCCACUGCUGCUAAUGCUGCUGGGAUUGGUGCUCCUGUUAUCCAGGAAGAGGUCUGAGCAGGAGACCUAAAAGCCUGCUGCUAAUGCUGCUGGGAUUGGUACUCCUGUUAUCCAGGAAGUGGUCUGAGCAGGAGACCUAAAAGCCUGCUGCUAAUGCUGCUGGGAUUGGUACUCCUGUUAUCCAGGAAGUGGUCUGACCAGGAGACCAAAAAGGAUAAGAAAACAGAAGAAUAGAAUGACCUUCAGUCCAUGGUCACUCAACAGGCUUUAUGCCAGAGCAAUUAUCAUUGCUUCUUUGCAUAGAUAAAACAUAAAGGGAGGACAGCCUUUUAUACUAAAGUCCAUUUUCAUGGAAUGUAAUUUUGUAAAAUCAGAACUACACUACAAUACAUUAUACACAAAGUUCAACACAAUACAGUUGAAACACUCAUUAUAGGACUCAGACAGUGGGAGUUGCACACCACACCACUAGAUGGUCAUAUGUACCUCUACUCCAAAUCUGGUUCCUCUUAAGAUUUCUUCUUGUAGGGAGUUCUUGCUUGCUGCUACUUGCUCAGGGGUUUAGCCCAGGUUACUGUGUAAAUCACCUUUGACAUCGGCAGUUGUUUUACCGGGCUUUAUAAAUAAAACGUAUUUAUUGAUUGAAAUGAUGGCAGCUAUAUCAUCUAAUGAAAGUUGUUACAUGUGUUCCAGUCAAUGUAUCAUACUUUCCAGAAUUUGUUAUUUUGUAAUAAAAGGAGAUGAACCCCCAAUUGCGAUGUCUUUUUGCUAAAUCUCUUUAACAGGAAGGAACUGGCAUGUUGGCAUUAUACCAGCAAUACAGGGAGAGUGUCAUUUUCUCCUGUAACAUUUCUUAUUUUAGUAUAUUCCUCUUGGUCAAAUAAUGACAUGAAACUGUAUAGUUUUAUUUAAUUACACCCAGAGCAAAUAGUUGUGUUUUGGUGUUCCAGUGGAAUGCAGAGGGCGACAUUGAUCAAAGCCAGGGGAUUUCCCAUUCUCAUGUGCUUAGACUGCACAGGGGAGAUUCCCAAUCCAUGUGGACGCACUGUGAGUAGCCUGGAUGUGUUUUCCAAUGUAGCAGCAUGAUGUACAGUACCCAUCAUCUAAAGAACAAAAAUAUAUUUCCUAUGGAAAGUAAAGUCCUACAUAGCCUCCAACAGCUACUCUAUAGUUUACCAAGCUACCAAUUACUUCUCACUGGAAGAAGUUUAGCUACACCAGCAUUUCCCACCUUUUGGUUUUUGCCCUAUCACUACAGAGCUGGUUCAAAUAAUCAAAGCUUGAUGAUUAGUUGAUUAUUAUCCACAGGACCAAGUUUGGGGAAACCUGAGCUACCCUUAGAGAUAUUCUCCUGUACUUUUAUAUUAUUUUUAACCAGUAGUUCUGAAAGUAGGACUCACAAGCCAAAAGUGGCUCCCGAACAUCACGUACUAUGUCACAAAUGUGAAGAAAUGUGCACCAUGUCAUUGCUCUCCCUGCUGUGUCCACUGAGCCGUUGGGCCCGCCCUGCAACGUCAUUGGAUAACGCUGGGCAGCCCUCUUGCUAGCUGUCACUGAAAUGCGAGGGGCUAGAACUAGAAUUGCUAAGGAGCUGGCCCACAUGGGAGGUUAUGUAGGGAAAAUGGCGCAGCACAGCUUCAAGAAAAUAGUCGCAUUCAAACUAGUUGCUAAACUAGUAGCUAAUUGAAGUAAGACAGUAGUUCUGCUCAUAGAUUAUGCAUGUAUGAACUACACAUUGACACAUCCAGCCCAAAGCGGCAGGUUUAAAAAAUACUUUCUUAGUCGCCAAAGUACCAGAGCAAGUCUUUAAGAAAAUAUAGUUUACUUAACUAGGUACUUUGAAAAAGUAGUUCACUACAUCAACACUACUUAGUGAAAAAUUAAUUAUGGCACAGAUUCUACAAGUGUCUGGAACACUAUUGGACGGAUUCCAAAAUUGCUUCAGAAUCUCCCAUAAGUGUUACAAGAUCCUCCUUCUGACCUACAAAGCCCUUCACCACCUUGGAGAACAUGCAUAUGGGGAAUGUGGAGAUGGGGUCUAGAUAAAGUGCUGUUACUAUGGGGGCGCCCAUACUGUGGCAUGUGGGGGUUGUGCAGUGAUGAAAAAACAGGUGGAAGUGCAGCAGGUGAGAAGUGAGUGUAAAAUCUCAUAUUCCAAAGCAGUGAAGGUAGUUCACGCAGAGACAAGCGGGGCACCUAGAAGAUCGGGUCUUCCAGGACAGAGCGGAAUGCAGGUUGGGCGUGAUGUAGGGAGCAGAAUGGGGGAGACCACAAGAAUGGUAGAUAUAAGAAAGAUUAUUACAUUUGUAACAGCAGCUAUCAAUUGCACAGAAAAAUAGCAAUCUAAGAAUAAAAUACAGAUCGUUGUGGAAGAGGCAGUGAAGUAUCUUGUGAUCACAGCACUGACAUUGAGAUUGAGAAUCAGUCCAGCCAGGAAUCAUGUCUUGGUUAAUUUUAUAAUGGUGUUAUCCUCCAAUGGAAUGCGAGAAGUUUGAUAGCCAAUGGGCAAGAGUUCAAACUGUUUCUUGAGGAUUUACCAGCUAAACCAGAUGUGAUAUGUCUCCAGUAGACAUGGCUUAAACGACUCUACAUUUUGUAAUACAAGGUUAAGUUGUAGUCCGUAGAGAUAGGGUGGCAGGGGGAGGGUGUGCUACCUUUAUAAAGUGGGGGAUCCCAUAUAGGCUUGUGGGAGAGAGAGUUGAGCAUGAGUAUGUAGUGGUAGAAGUGUGGUUGGGAGGAGGGAAUCUGGUUAUAGUGAACUGUUACAACCCGUGUUAGAGACUAGAGUUGAUUGCCCUUGGGAGUGUAAAAGGUCAAGAUAGGAGAUGGGUGAUGUGGUGUGAGGAUUUGAAUGCCCACAGUAUGCUCUGGGGAGUUUUGGACUGAUGUAAAUGGACAAGUGUUUGAGGAACUACUGGAUGAGAAAGGGCUUAUGUGCCUUAAUGAUGGCUGGGGAACCAGGAUUGACCCAGUAACUGGAAGUUCUCGAGUUCAAUGGCAGGCAGAUGUAGUUGAGAGGUAUGGGAGGAACCUACAGGGGGCAGUGAUCACUACCCUAUCAUUAAUGUACUGUAGGAAUGAGAGUGGAAGAUACAACAGGAAAUGGAUUGAGGAGAUGGAUGUUUGGGAAAGCGGAGUGGGGGCAGUUCAGGAGUUGAAUGAACAGGGGCUGUCUCAGGUUGAUCUCUGUGCAGAUAUAGAAACAGUGAAUGAUGUAGUAAGAGGAGCAAUAGUAGAGGCCUCAAGGCAGGUGAUACCCACAGGUACAGUGGGGAGAAGGAGAAAGGCAGUUCCCUGGUGGACAGAAGAGUGCAGAGAAGCUGUAAAGAGUAGGAACGGUUCUUUCAGGAUGUUGAAAAGGUCCAAUAACUACGAGCACCUGAUACAGUAAGUACAAGCAGUAGUAAGGAGGACCAUUAGGACAGCAAAGAGGGAGUAUUGGCACCGGUUCUGAGGAAACAUAGGCAGGACUACCCCUGUGGGAGAGGUAUGGGGAUGAUUAAGAGUGGGGAGUGGGGACAGACAAGAUUGGGGUCUCCCUAUGCUGAAAAGUGGGGAAAACUGUUGCAUUGAGAAACAUGGAGAAGGCAGAGAUUUUAGCCCAGGCAUUUGUGAAGGUGCACAGCUCAAAUAAUUUGGCAAAGAAGGGACAGCGUGGGAGAGAGAGGGUCAGAGGAGAAUAUCUGUGGGUCUGGAUCAGAGAUGUGGUGGAGGAGGCAGUGAGUUUCCCUUUUACAUUGUCUAAGAAGAAAAGAGUAAUAGCUAAAGCUGGGCUAAAAUCUCCUGGGAAGGAUUAGAUGUUUUACAUCAUGAUGGCUCAUCUCAGUCAAAUCAAAUCAAAUCAAAUUGUAUUUGUCACAUGCGCUGAAUACAACAGGUGUAGAUCAUACUAUGCAUAGAUAAUAAAUAGAGAGUAGCAGCAGCGUAAAAGAGGGGGUGGGUGGGGACAAUGCAAAUAGUCCGGGUAGCCAUUUGAUUAGCUGUUCAGGAGUCUAAUGGCUUGGGGGUAGAAGCUGUUAAGAAGCCUUUUGGACCUAGACUUGGAACUCUGUGCGGAAGCAGAGAGAGCAGUCUAUGACUAGGGUGGCUGGAGUCAAUUUUUAGGGCCUUCCUCUGACACCGCCUGGUAUAGAGGUCCUGGACGGCAGGAAGCUUUGCCCCAGUGAUGUACUGGGCCGUACGCACUGAGCAGUUGCCAUUCCAGGCAGUGAUGCAACCAGUCAGGAUGCUUUCGAUGGUGCAGCUGUAUAACCUUUUGAGGAUCUGAGGACCCAUGCUAAAUCUUUUCAGUCUCCUGAGGGGGAAUAGACUUUGUCGUGCCCUCUUCACGACUGUCUUGGUGUGUUUGGACCAUGAUAGUUUGUUGGUGAUGUGGACUCAACCUGCUCCACUACAGCCCCGUCGAUGAGAAUGGGGGCGUGCUUGUUCCUCGUUUUCCUGUAGUUCACAAUCAUCUCCUUUGUCUUGAUCACGUUGAGGGAGAGGUUGUUAUCCUGGCACCACAUGGCCAGGUCUCUGACCUCCUCCAUAUAGGCUGUCUCAUCGUUGUCGGUGAUCAGGCCUACCACUGUUGUGUCGUCGGCAAACUUAAUGAUGGUGUUGGAGUCAUGCCUGGCCAUGCAGUCAUGGGUGAACAGGGAGUACAGGAGGGGACUGAGCACACACUCCUGAGGGGCCCCCGUGUUGAGCAUCAGCGUGGCAGAUGUGUUAUUACCUACCCUUACCACCUGGGGGCGGCCCGUCAGGAAGUCCAGGAUCCAGUUGCAGAGGGAGGUGUUUAGUCCCAGGGUCCUUAGCUUAGUGAUGAGCUUUGAGGGCACUAUGGUGUUGAACGCUGAUCUGUAGUCAAUGAAUAGCAUUUUCAUGUAGGUGUUCCUUUUGUCCAGGUGUGAAAGGGCAGUGUGGAGUGCAAUAGAGAUUGCAUCAUCUGUGGAUCUGUUGGGGCGGUAUGCAAAUUGAGUGGGUCUAGGGUUUCUGGGAUAAUGGUGUUGAUGUGAGCCAUGACCAGCCUUUCAAAGCACUUCAUAGUAGUAGUCAUGUAGGCAGGUUACCUUAGUGUUCUUGGGCACAGGGACUAUGGUGGUCUGCUUGAAACAUGUUGGUAUUACAGACUCAGUCAGGGACAGGCUGAAAAUGUCAGUGAAGACACUUGCCAGUUGGUCAGCGCAUGCUCAGAGUACACAUCCUGGUAAGCCGUCUGGCCCUGCGGCCUUGUGAAUGUUGACCUGUUUAAAGGUCUUACUCACAUCGGCUACGGAGAGCGUGAUCACACAGUCGUCAGGUACAGCUGAUCCUCUCAUGCAUGCUUUAGUGUUGCUUGCCUCGAAGCGAGCAUAGAAGUAAUUUAGCUUGUCUGGUAGGCUUGUGUCACUGGGCAGCUUGCGGCUGUGCCUCCCUUUGUAGUCUGUAAUAGUUUGCAGGCCCUGCCACAUUUGAUGAGCGUCAGAGACAGUGUAGUACGAUUAAAACUUAGUCCUCUAUUGACGCUUUGCCUGUUUGAUGGUUCGUCGGAGGGCAUAGCGGGAUUUCUUAUAAGCGUCCGGGUUAGAGUGCCUCUGCUUGAUAGCUCAGUGUGGAUGUUGCCUGUAAUCCAUGGCUUCUGGUUGGGGUAUGUACGGUCACUGUGGGGACGACGUCAUCGAUGCACUUAUUGAUGAAGCCAGUGACUGAUGUGGUGUACUCCUCAAUGCCAUCAGAAGAAUCCCGGAACAUAUUCCAGUCUGUGCUAGCAAAACAGUCCUGUAGCUUAGCAUCUGCGUCAUCUGACCACUUCUUUAUUGACCGAGUCACUGGUGCUUCCUGCUUUAGUUUUUGCUUGUAAACAGGAAUCAGGGGGAUAUAAUUAUGGUCAGAUUUGCCAAAUGGAGGGCGGGGGAGAGCUAUGUACGUGUCUCUGUGUGUUGAAAAGGUGGUCUAGAGUUUUUUUUCUUCUAGUUGCACAUUUAGCAUGCUGGUAGAAAUUAUGUAAAAUGGACUUAAGUUUCCCUGCAUUAAAGUCCCCAGCCACUAGUGACACUGUAAUUGGGGAAAUUAUUGGGCCCUUACAAUAAGGUGUGUCAGGAAGGGACCAGGCUGUGGUGGUGCCGAUAUGGACACCAGGGAAAGACCCUACUAAUCCAUCAAGCUAUAAGCCGAUAGCGUUGACAUCUCUUGUCUGUACACGUAUGGAAAGGAUAGUAACAGAAAGGCUCACUUACUUCCUAGAGAGCAGAGGCCUAUUGUCAUCAGACCAAAGUGGGUUCAGGAUAGGCAGUGGAACCAUUGAUCCUGUAAUGUGCCUAGAGUCGGACAUACGGAAGGACUAUGAUAUGAUGUGGAAGGAAGGUCUGCUUAUCAAACUGGAAAUCAUGGGGGGUUGGAGGAAGAGUUGGGUCUUCAAGUUCUCCGUUGAGAAAACACAGACUGUUUUUUACUAGAAGGAAGUUUGGGAAGGAAAUAUGCCUGAAGCUGUAUGGGCGGAAUCUAGAGAGGGUGGGAGUGUUUAGGUUCCUUGGGGUCUGGUUUGACACUUGAAUGACGUGGGUGGAGCAUAUUAACAGAGUAGUUUUCAAAGGAAAGAAAAUAUUGAAUGUGAUGCAUUGCGGAUGGAUUGAUAUUGGCAUGGCGAAAGAGAUGGGACUGUUUGAGAACAAGUUCAGCCCUUCUGUGGUGCUUCCUGCUAUCCCACCUUGGUUGCUCCCUCAGCCAAUGAUAGACCUAGGGUUGCUUGAGAGGGCAAGAGCUGGUGAGGAAUGAGUAGAUCCAGUAAAUAUUGUAAGUGAACAUUUAAGAACACAGUACUAUGCUUUCUUGAAUGUACUUUAUUCGCUGAUGGAUCUAAGGACCCUAAAACAGGGACGAUAGGUGCAGCUUUUAGUGUUGCUCAGUUUAAGGUUGCAUUGACAAAAAGAGCAACGGAUCAUGUAUCUGUAUACACAAUGGAGUUGCUGGCCAUACUAUUGGCUGCAAAGUGGAUGGAGAAGGUGAGGCCAAACAGGGUAGUCAGCUGCUCUGACUCCUGUGCAGCACUGAUGAGCUUAAAUUCAUUUGUGUCACAGAGCAGACAAGAUGUCUUGUAUGAGAUUUUGCAGUGCUUGUUUAGAUUGAGACACAUAUCGGGGUAUUUGUGAGGUUCCUCUGGGUGCCAGCUCAUGUGGGAGUAGAGGGGAAUGAGGAGGGAUGUUCUUUCCAAGCAGGCUCUCAAACAUCCUAAUGUUGACAUGGAAAUGCCAAUAAGAAAAGCAGAAGCCAAGGGACUAAUAAGAACAGUGGUUAAAAACAAAUGGCAACAAUUGUGGAACAGGGAGGGAAAGGGAAGACACCUGUAUAAGAUCCAGGAAAAGGUGUGGGCAGGGAGGUCCUCAGGUCGAGAAAGAAGGGAGGAAAGUGUAAUAACAAAGCAAAUACUGGGACAUACAAGGCUGAACCGCACAUUGACAAUGGUAGGAAAACAUCCAACUGGGAAGUGUGAUCACCUUCGGGAGGAGAUGGAGACAGUGGAACACGUUCUUUUUCAGUUCCAGCACUAUGAGAGGGAAAGGGAGAGAUUGCUAUUAGAUUCAAGGAGUAAUGGUGUUGAAGAGACAAGUUUAAUUGUACUGUUAAUGUAACAUCACAUGAUGUAUUUCUUUGCGUAUUUCGUUUCCUUACGGAGACAAGAUUAAUGGAUAGGAUUUAUGCCUUUCAUGUCUACGGUCCACACUCCAGUCCAGUUGUUGGCGGUAAUGCACCAUUAAAGUUGGAUGCCAACCACCUUAUAAAAGCAACAGAAGAAGAAGCAGAAGAAGAAGAAGAAGUUGGGACUUUCCUGCACAACAUGGGGUAUGCGCUAACGUUUCAUUCAUUCACUCAAAUGUUUAACAAAGUUUAGAAAUGAAGGGGUGUAUGUAUAAUUGAAUCCCCAUGCUUAAUAGGCUCUAUAAUGCAUCAUAUAGGAUAAAGUCAGUCCAUGGAUUAUUAGAAGCCGAUUUCAAAGAGCAUGUGUCUCUCUCUCGCUUUGUCUUUCAGGUUGCACGUGGUCUCCAUACCGUUUAUUAUCAGUAAGUAAAAUCGAAGUGUUUUCAUAUGGUGUGUAUUUUUUUUUUUUUUCCACCUUUAUUUAACCAGGUAAGCCAGUUGAGAACAAGUUCUCAUUUACAACUGCGACCUGGCCAAGAUAAAGCAUAGUAGUGCGAUAAAAACAACAACACAGAGUUACAUAUGGGGUAAAAAAACAUAAAGUAAAAAAAAAAUACAACAGAAAAUAUAUAUACAGUGUGUGCAAAUGUAGCAAGUUGGACAAGUGGUAGGUCCUAUGUCAAAGUUUUACAACUUUUAGUAAUUCUUAAAUAAAUGGGAUCCCUCAUCAAUGAUCACAGGUGUACAUUGAUUAGUGCAUUAGUGUGCAGACCUCAAGUCUUAUUUGUUUAAUACAUAUUCAACACUGUUUGAACAAAACAAAUAAUAAAUGCCUAAAUAAGCCCAGGUAAACAUAUGUGCUUAUAGAAAGUCUACACCCUCCUUGGAUUUCUUCAUUUUAUUGUGUUACAAAGUGGGAUUAAUUUUUAUUUUAUUUUGUCAGUGAUCUACACGAAAUACUCUGUCGAAGUGGAAGGAAAAUUCAAAAUUUUUUUUGAAGAUGAAUGAAAAAUAGAACAGUAAUGUACCUUCAUUAGAUUAGAUAAGUAUUCACCCCCUGAGUCAAUACAUGUUAGAAACACCGUUGGCAGCCAUUACAGCUGUGACUCUUUUUGGGUAAGUCUCAUAAGAGCAGAUUUAAGUCAAAACUGUAACUUGGCCACUCAGGAACAUUCACUGUCUUCUUGGUAAGCAACUCCAGUUUAUAUUUGGCUUUGUGUUGGAGGUUAUUGUCCUGCUGAAAGGUGAAUUCCUCUCCCAUUGUCUGGUGUGAAGCAGGUUUUCCUCAAAGAUUUUGCCUGUGCUUAGCUCCAUCACGUUUCUUUUCAUCCUGAAAAACUCCCCAGUCUUUGAUGUCAAGCAUAUCCAUACCAUGCUUCAACAUCUGCAUUGCUUGCUGUUUGGGUUUUUAGGCUGGGUUUCUGUAUGUCACUUUGUGACAUCUGCUGAUGUAAAAAGGGCUUUAUAAAUACAUUUGAUUGAUUGAUGAUGCAGCCACCACCAUGUUUGAAAAUAAGGAGGUAGGCAGUGACAUCACCCUUAGCUGCUCUUUCCCUCCGUCUAAAAACCUGAACCUCAAAUACCUGAUCGUCAACUGGCAGCGUGGAGAAUCCGAGGUGGUCCACAGCUAUUAUUAUGGGAAAGAUCAGCUGGAAAGACAGUGUUGUUUACAAGGGACGCACUCAUCUAUUUGAAGACCAGCUCACUGUGGGAAAUGCCUCACUUAGACUGAGUGGUGUGCAGCCGAGUGACCAGGGCCAAUACACCUGUCAUGUGACAGAUGAACAGGGAAGCACCAAGGAAAAUCUGCAACUUCUAGUGGCAGGUAAGUUCCAUUGUUGCUGCAUCUAUAUUGUGUAGUGUAAAUGAUAACUGCACCUACAAAAGUAUAAUAUAAUAUUUCAAAACAGCCCCUUAUGAUGAGCCCAGGAUGUCCGUCCAAGCCACUUGUGACGGCUUUGUUGUCACCCUCCUUGCCUCUCAGGGGUUUCCCCAGCCAGAGGUACUGUGA